Messenger RNA from Lampris incognitus (smalleye Pacific opah), 1086 nucleotides. RefSeq names its product cyclin J (gene ccnj). Gene Ontology annotation, molecular function: cyclin-dependent protein serine/threonine kinase regulator activity. Gene Ontology annotation, biological process: mitotic cell cycle phase transition; regulation of cyclin-dependent protein serine/threonine kinase activity. Gene Ontology annotation, cellular component: cyclin-dependent protein kinase holoenzyme complex; nucleus; cytoplasm. NCBI's taxonomy places the organism in Eukaryota, Metazoa, Chordata, Actinopteri, Lampriformes, Lampridae. The record is from RefSeq and is a predicted model, not a curated record.
AUGGAGCUUGAGGACCGAUGGUGGAAAGGACGGCUAGCUGCAGAUAUAUACCAAUCGCUGCGAUACAAAGAGCUCAAGUUGCCUUCCUAUAAAGGACAGUCUCCACAGCUCAGUCUAAGGCGAUACUUUGCAGACCUCAUAGCCAUCGUCAGCAACCACUUCAAAUUGUGCCCAGCAGCCAGACACCUCGCCGUCUACCUGCUGGACCUUUUUAUGGAGCACUACGACAUCACCGUGCAGCAGCUUCACAUGGUCUCACUCUCCUGCCUACUUUUGGCCAGCAAGUUUGAAGAGAGCGAGGACCGGGUGCCGAAGCUGCAGGCACUGAACAGCCUGAGCUGCAUGAGCUCCAUGAACCUAGUUUUGACCAAGCAGGGCCUGCUAAAAAUGGAGCUCCUCCUGCUGGAGACAUUCCAGUGGAACUUGUGCCUCCCGACAGCAGCUCAUUUCAUAGAGUACUAUCUGUCCAUCGCUGUACACGAGGAAGACCUUCACGAUGGCUGUCCCAUAACCUCCCUCGAAAAAACCAAACUUUACAUGGCCAAGUAUGCUGAUUACUUCUUGGAGGUCUCCUUACAAGAUCACAUGUUCUUGUGUUUUGCUCCUUCGCUGGUUGCUGCUGCAUCAGUAGCGGCCUCUCGCCUCAUCCUACACCUGUCCUCUACAUGGCCUUCCCGCCUGCAGUGCCUCACAGGUUACACAUGGGAGAAUCUUGUCCCCUGUGCUAAGAAACUACUGAUUGCACAUAACAGUGACGUCAAAGAGGCCAAUGAGCAGUCCCUACAGCCCAGACAGCAGCAACAGGGCCAAACUUUGUACCACGAUUCAAGCCAGGUAGUCUCUAUGGCCCAGAUCCUGCACCAGCCGAGCAUUCAUUACCCCCAGCAGGCUCUACAGCCCAUUGUAAUCCCCAGCCACAGGCCUACAGCCUACCUCAACCACUCUGCCGGUCAGCAGGCUCCUAAUGCCCAGCACAGCCACGCUCAGACCAUCACCUCCAACCUGGACCCAAAGGCUAGCAUUCCAAACAGAGCCUACCAAGUCAAUGUGCAGUGCACAUGCACUUCUCCCUACUUUGAAAGGUGA